AUGGAUCCCUUGAUCCGCAAGCUCCGGCGCCACCUUCUCCGAUGGAAUCACCGAUCUCGUUCCGGAUCCGUGUUUUUUGUGAGGAGAAUUUCGUAUAAGGAAGUUAGAAAAGCGACUGAUAGUUUUCAAAGAAUAGUUUAUAGCAAUUCCGAAGUUUCUGCGUAUGCUGCGAAUUUCGGAGAGGGACGCGGUGGUGUUUGUUUGGUGAAAGAAGUUAAAGAUUUUGAUAAAGGAAAUGAUGAGAAUUUUCAUAAGCAAGUGCAGUUGUUGGGACGUUUGCAUCAUCGACACCUUCUUUCACUCAAAGGCUUUUCGCUGGGACAUGAUCGCAAGAGCAAGAGACUGCUCAUAUUUGACAACAUAGAAAAUGGAAGCUUAAAGGAGCAUCUCAAUGACCCCUUGAAGACUCCUUUAAAUUGGAGGACGAGGUUGCAGAUAGCUAAUGGUGUUGUGGCUGCAUUGGAAUACUUGUUUCUUUUCAGUGAACCGCCAAUAAGUCAUGUCUCUAUUAGCUCUAGCAAUAUUAUGUUAGAUGAGAACUUCACCCCUAAACUAUCUGAUUUUGGCCUUCUUACUGGUGGAAGUUCUGUCAUGAUGACACAAGAUUGCACGGGGCAGGAAAAUUGUAAGAUUAUAUUCCAACUUGGAGUGCUCAUCCUGGAACUUGUCACCGGUCAGUCUUCAGAGAUGGAAGGUUCUGAUUUAAUUGAAUGGAUUCAAGAAUCCCGAUUUUUCAGUUCCAUAGAUAAGAUGUUAGAUCCUGAUCUUGGAAACAAUUAUGAUGGUACAGAACUUAAAAGUCUUCUAGCUGUGGCAAAAUUAUGUAUCAAAUCAUGGGACAAGCCUUCAUAUACAAUUCCUCAGUUAUUUCGGUAUCUCCAAAAGGAGACUGAUAUUCCCCAGCAUUAG
This is a messenger RNA of Lathyrus sativus (Indian pea), 909 nucleotides long. The record is from the annotation of a GenBank genome assembly. Lineage: Eukaryota; Viridiplantae; Streptophyta; Magnoliopsida; Fabales; Fabaceae.